AAAUUAUCUGACAUUCACCCAAAAGUAGAGAAACCUCCCACGAAACUGAAAGUGCAGAAGCGAGAAGGGCAUUUUCGUCACUUUGUUAUCUUUCGAAACAAACUCAACUUGCUUACGCGGGAGCUCUAUAAAUUGACUGAGACUUGGGAGUCCUUCCAUCUCACCGUCUCAUUUCCCCAGUUUCAGUUUUCCUUCGCUCUCUGCCCAUCCAUGGCUUCUCUUCGAUUCUCUUCCCUUCUUCUUCUGAGCUGCAUUUUCGUGUUCGCUUCUGCCAGAGAUUCUCCUAAUGCUCCUGCCCCAAAAUUCUCAAGGGCUUAUGCUCCUGCCCCAAAAGUCUCACUGGCUGUGUACUACCAGACCUUGUGCCCUUCUUGUUCCAGUUUCAUCCUCAACAACCUGUCGGAGGCCUUCGAUAAUGGACUCAUUAAUAUUCUUGAUAUCAAGCUCGUUCCUUUUGGAAACGCCAAGAUACACGGCAAUGACACCAUCACCUGCCAGCAUGGCCCAGAUGAGUGCUUUCUGAAUACUGUGGAAGCCUGUGCCAUUGAUGUCUGGCCUAAUCUGUAUGACCAUUUCACAUUCAUUUCCUGUGUUGAAGAACUGAGCCCAGAUGUCAAAUACAUAGUGUGGCAAUCCUGUUUUAGGAAAUUGAAUUUGGAUCCAAGACCCAUCUUAGCUUGUUCUCAUGGUAGACGGGGGAAGGAGCUUGAACUUAAAUAUGGAAAAAUAACUGGUUCUCUUAGACCUCCUCUUGAAUUUGUCCCUUGGGUAACAGUCAAUAAUCAGCCGCUCUUUAUGGACUAUGAAGGCUACACAAGCUAUGUGUGCAAUGCUUACCAAGGCACAGCUGUGCCCAGGAUUUGCAAGUCAGGAACCUAUCUUAACCCCCCAAGGGAGAUGCCAAGCCCGGCCCCUGGACCUGUCCUCCAUGAAGUUGUCUUUGGAACACACAGGCUCUAGAUGAUGUUAUAGAAGUCUAUACUCUGAUGUUAUCUAUUCUGUGUGCUUGACCCAUCAUGGGUCAUCCCAAAUAAAUAUGUAAUAAUUGGGAAAAAUAAAAAUAAAUGAAUUAUUUAUUGUCGA
This is a messenger RNA of Macadamia integrifolia, 1083 nucleotides long. Its product is annotated as gamma-interferon-responsive lysosomal thiol protein-like. Bases 211 to 960 code for a protein of 249 amino acids. The transcript has 5 exons. Gene Ontology annotation, molecular function: oxidoreductase activity, acting on a sulfur group of donors, disulfide as acceptor. Lineage: Eukaryota; Viridiplantae; Streptophyta; Magnoliopsida; Proteales; Proteaceae. The record is from RefSeq and is a predicted model, not a curated record.